Acanthosepion pharaonis is the source of this 888-nucleotide messenger RNA. Lineage: Eukaryota; Metazoa; Mollusca; Cephalopoda; Sepiida; Sepiidae. The record is from the annotation of a GenBank genome assembly.
AUGAAGCGUGGCGUAUCUUCCCUUUUUUUUUUCUUUAUUUCUUUCUUUCUUUCUUUAUUUCUUUCUUUCUUUUUGCAUAUCCUUCCGACCUUCUUUUAUUCCCUUGGUCUUUCUUUCCGUCAUUCACUAACUAACAUUCUUUAUUUCUCUCUUUCAUCUAUAUCUCAUUUUCAGUUCCUUUCAUUUCUCUUUUCUUUCUUUUUCUUUCUUUCUUUCUUUCUUUCUUUCUUUCUUUCUUUCUUUCUUUCACCUGUACAAUCUUGGUUCUUAUUUUCUUAUCUCUUUUUUUUUCACCUAAAUUUCUUUUUUUUUUUUUUAAUUCAACCGACGUGUUUUCGUUCUUUCGCCCUUCCCCCUUUUCCAAAUAUUACUAUUUUAACGACGCCUCAUUCCUCCUUCGUUAAUCUUCCUUUAUCUUUCUUUCUUUCUGUAUUUUUCUAUUUUAAUCAUCACAUUUCUCUUUCUUACCUUCUUUUUUUCUUUUAUAUUCCUUUUCUCUUUUUCUUUACUUUCCCUAUUUUUGUUUUUCGUUACAUCUCAUUAUUUUCUUUCUUUCUUUCUUUCUUUCUUUCUUUCUUUCUUUCUUUCUACUAUAUUUCAUUUAUAAUUUAUGUUACUACAAUCUUAUUCUUUCUUUCACUUACUAUUUUUAUUACUAAAACCACCUUCUACCCCUCCCCCUUCUUCUUUCUCUCUUUUUUCCAUUCCAUCUUCUUCUCUCUUUCUUUCACUUACCAUUUAUAUUACUACCACAGCCACAUCCUCCUCCUCCUUUCUUCUUCUUCUUGUUCGUUCCAUCUUCUCCUUUCUUUCUUUCACUUACCAUUUAUAUUACUACCACACAUUUCUUCUUCUUCUUCUUCUUCUUCUUCUUCUUACCGUUUUUGA